Molecule: messenger RNA, 1809 nt
Organism: Fusarium subglutinans
Lineage: Eukaryota; Fungi; Ascomycota; Sordariomycetes; Hypocreales; Nectriaceae
Exons: 3
Coding region: 1-1809 (602 amino acids)
Source: RefSeq, a predicted model, not a curated record
AUGCACUUAUCGACUGUCUUUAUUCCCGGCCUGUUGGCCGUUGGAGUCACUGCAUCACGAGGCCAAAGGCUUCGACGACAAGACGGUCAGGUUGACCCCGGGCAGCCAUCUGACUGCACCUGGUGGGAAACAAAGGAAGAGGACUACCAAGAUUGUACUUAUCUUGAAGAGGGCUGGAAUCUUAAGCACUCGCAAUUUGUCGAAUACAACCCCAGCGUCAAAGAUGAUUGCAGCGGCAUGCAAUUUGGCCACUCAUACUGCGUCGAGGUCAACAACGGUAUUCCUCGCAAGGGAGAGACUACGACAACUCAAGCCGCCGAACCUGAGCCUACCAAGGACUCCAAGCCUAGUCCAACUCAGGCUGGGCUUAUCGAUACGUGCACGUCCUUCUACCAGGCCAAGAAGGGAGAUUCGUGCGCCAAGAUCAUUUCUGACUACAAGACAUUUGACUUUGAUGACUUUUACAAAUGGAAUCCGGCUGUUGACAAAGACUGCAGUGGGAUCUGGGCUAACACUUGGUAUUGUGUUGGCGUUCCUGGGACGCCUACUUCUCCCCCAACACGAACAGCUGAGUCUACAACCAAGCCAACAGGCCCCACAAAGCCCACUGCUACCCAGGAGGGGAUCAUUGAGAGCUGCACCGCGUUUCACCAGGCUGCCAAAGGUGAAACAUGUGCAAAGAUCGUGGCUAGUUACGGCACAUUCGACUUUGAUUCCUUCUUCAAGUGGAAUCCUGCUGUUGGUAAAGACUGCAGCGGUAUUUGGGCCAACUACUACUACUGUGUCGGCGUCCCUGGCACGUCUACUAUGAAGCCCUCUGCGACGUCGCCUAAGCCAACAGCGACUGGCGGCAUUGAGACCCCUUCGCCCAUUCAAGAAGGCAUUGCGAAGAACUGCAAUAAAUUCCACCAGGUCGCAAAGACUACUACCUGCUCUUCGAUCGAGUCAUAUUACAAGCUGCCGCUUGCGCAAUUCCUUGCGUGGAACCCGGCGGUUGGAAAGGACUGUAGUGGCCUCUGGGCUAAUUACUGGGUGUGUGUUAGCGUCGAUGGGUACAAGCCAGCCACUACGACAACCGCUAAACCCACUACUACCAAGCCCGCGAACGGGAUUGAAACGCCUUCACCCAUUCAGGAUGGGAUGGUCAAGAACUGUGAAAAGUUCCACCAGAUCAAGUCCACCACUACCUGCACCUCCAUCGAGAACUACUACAACCUCCCACUUUCGACAUUCCUGUCGUGGAAUCCCGCUGUUGGUAAGGACUGCACGGCAUUGUUAACCAAUUACUGGGUCUGCGUUGCCACUGUCGGUUGGAAGCCCCCCACCAAGACCACCACUAAACCCACUGCCACUACCACCAAGUCUCCAAACGGUAUCUCGACGCCACCGCCGAUCCAAAACGGCAUGGUGAGCAAUUGCAACAAGUUUCACAUGGUGACCAAGACCACAACCUGCGACUCCAUUCAGAAUUACUACAAGAUCUCAAUGGAAGACUUUGCAAAGUGGAACCCUGCUGUUGGCUCGAAAUGUACGGGUCUCUGGGCUAACUACAAUGUCUGCGUCGGUGUAAUUAGCGGUACCCCGACCAAGCCCAGCACUGGUGUCAAGACGCCGUCGCCUAUCCAGUCAGGCAUGGUAAGCAACUGUAAGAAGUUUCAUCCAGUCGCCUCCACGACAACAUGCGACUCGAUUCAGAAGUACUACAAGAUCACCAUGGCCCAAUUGGUCAAGUGGAAUCCGGCGAUCGGGGCCAAAUGCACUGGGCUUUGGGCAAAGUAUUAUCUAGGCCAUUGGGGUCUUAGAACUUAA